Cladophialophora immunda is the source of this 870-nucleotide messenger RNA. RefSeq lists its product as uncharacterized. The record is from RefSeq and is a predicted model, not a curated record. The transcript has 2 exons. NCBI's taxonomy places the organism in Eukaryota, Fungi, Ascomycota, Eurotiomycetes, Chaetothyriales, Herpotrichiellaceae. The coding region runs from base 1 to 870 and encodes 289 amino acids.
AUGAAGCCCGAGUCGUUGCUUCUUCUUUUCGCGGACGCCGUCUUUCGUUUCCUCAGGUACCGCCACUACACUGUCGACAUUGUGUAUUUGUGGGCAGAAGAAGUGCGAGACAAGCCGCAGAGCAUUGCCGAGUUUUGGCUGUUCAUCUCCAUCUUCGCCAGCUGCGAAGAGGCGGCGGUACUAGGCAACGUCGCCCAGCGGGGUGGCAUGCGGGUGAUAGGACAGACUGCGCGGUGGACCAUCGUCCUCCUGGCCAUGCUUGCCUUCCUGGCCGGGCUCGGCGUCGACCUCGCGCACAAGUACUUCCUCGUCAACGCGCUCGACCCAUCCAGCAGCGAGGACCCGGACAGCUGCCGCACGCUGACCACGGCCAACACGAUCCUGAUCGGCGUGUCCAUCGGCGUCUACGGCGUGAUGGCCGUCGCCGGCAUCUACGGCACCGUCAUCGCCCUCGGCUUCGACCCGGGCGACGGCAAGCACCACGGCUUCCACAAGUAUCGGAGGUACUGGUCCGCGCUGAUCGUGGCGUUCCUGGCCCGCUCGAUGCUGGGGCUCGCCGCCGUCAUGGUCUUCGACUGGUUCAACAUGGGCCCCUACGACAUGUUCAGCAUGGUCUACGCCAUCGUCUACGCCGCCACCACGGCUGUCAUGUUCUUCUGCAUCGCCGGCCUGAUCAGGAUCCCGAAUCCCGUCGACGAGGAAGAGCAGCUGUUGCCACCACCACCGCCCCCGCCUCCGCCAAUGAUGCAGCACGGAAUACCCAUGGCGUACGGUGAUGCGGCUUUCGCUCCGCCAAACACAUGGGGCUACAAGCAGCCUCCCGUGGUCUAUACGCGGAUCCCGUCCGACUACCAAAUGAAUCGGAUCUGA